AUGGGAAACGGCAUCGGCAAGGCCUGCCACGGCUUUGCCGGUGACGGAGAGAUCUCGAAGCGCUACAACGACGUCGGGGUGGUCCUGUCGGAUCCUCUCGACGAGGGCUUGGGGCAUUCCUUCUGCUACGUCCGACCCGACCCUCCCAGGCUCUCCUACUCGUCAUCAAACUCAGAGGAGGAUACUCAGGAUAGGGACUCCGUCGCAACGACGGCGUUCCGGUCUAUCUCCGGCGCCUCCGUCAGCGCCAACACCUCCACGCCUAUCUCCACCUGUCUCGCGGACCUCAUCGGCUCCUCCUUCGUCGACCGCGCCGCCUCGUUCGCGAGCUCCACCUCCUUCGCCUCAACCCCUCUCCAACCGGUCCGUCGAUGCUCCACUUGCGAGCUGGUACCCGGCUCCGGCCCGAUGGAGAGAGGAUUCAUGUCGGGUCCAAUGGAGCGAGGGUUCGUAUCCGGCCCGAUUGACUCGGGUCCCAUAGAGGAAGCAGCACGUGAACAGCUACCGAUUGAAAAUAUAGUCAAGUCCAAGAAACGGCGUCGUUGGUUUAACAACAUCUUCAAGAAACUGAUAUCAAGCGCGAUCGCUUGUGGGCACAAGCCGGUGAUGGCGCCGGUUAAAGGUGCCGUCAAUGCCAGUGAUUCGGGUGGUUGUAUUCACUUGAAAGAUGGCGAGUAUUUUAAAGAGAGAAAAAGUCUUCAGUGGGCGCAAGGAAAGGCAGGGGAGGAUCGAGUACAGGUGGUGAUUUCUGAGGAACAUGGUUGGGUUUUUGUGGGGAUUUAUGAUGGGUUUAACGGCCCUGAUGCAACCGAGUAUUUGAUUUCUAAUCUUUACCCUGCAGUGCACAGGGAGCUCAUGGGCAAUGAAUCCCAAUCAAGGAAUUUUGAUGAGGAAAAUGAGAUAUCAGGAAAUGGGGAAAUGAUGGAUUUAGAUUCUAAUUCAAAGAGAAAACAGGGUAAUAGUUCCAAGAACAAGAGGAAUUUUGAAUCUGAUGGGGAGAGAAGUAAUCAUUCAGAGGUGUUGAAGGCUCUGUCUGAGGCCUUGAGGAAAACAGAGGAUGAAUAUUUGGAUAUUGCUGAUAAGAUGGUGAGGAAUAAUCCAGAGUUGGCUCUAAUUGGUUCAUGUGUUCUGGUGAUGCUGAUGAAGGGUGAAGAUGUUUACUUGAUGAAUGUGGGUGACAGCCGGGCGGUGUUGGCUCAGGAGGCUGAGCUUGAUGAUCUCCGGCCAAGGAAGGUUCACCAGGACUUGAAACAGAUCAAUGAGGAUAUCCUAAGCAAUCAGAACUUUUAUUUUGGAGUUGCAUGCGGGGGAUUACAAAAUCUAAUUCCCCUGCAGCUCACCACGGAUCACAGCACAAAUGUGGAAGAGGAAGUUGAGAGAAUUAGAAAUGAGCAUCCUGAUGAUGCUUCUGCAGUUGUCAAUGAAAGGGUGAAAGGUUAUCUUAAGGUCACUCGGGCCUUUGGGGUUGGCUUUCUCAAACAGCCCAAGUGGAAUGAUGCACUUUUGGAGAUUUUUAGAGUCAACUACGUUGGGAGCUCCCCUUACAUCACAUGUCUUCCUUCACUCUACCACUUGAGACUUGGCCCCAGGGAUAGAUUCUUGAUAUUGUCUUCUGAUGGACUUUACCAGUACUUCACCAAUGAAGAAGCUGUCCUUCAUGUUGAAUCCUUCAUUGCUUCGUUUCCUGAAGGAGACCCUGCACAACAUCUCAUUGAAGAAGUGUUGUUCCGAGCGGCAAAGAAAUUUGGUAUGGACUUCUAUGAGUUGCUUGAUAUCCCACAAGGGGAACGACGUCGUUAUCACGAUGAUGUUUCCAUCAUCAUUAUCUCUUUGGAGGGACGAAUAUGGCGUUCAUCUAUGUAA
Messenger RNA from Corylus avellana, 1863 nucleotides. RefSeq names its product putative protein phosphatase 2C 4. Gene Ontology annotation, biological process: protein dephosphorylation. The record is from RefSeq and is a predicted model, not a curated record. Gene Ontology annotation, molecular function: protein serine/threonine phosphatase activity. Lineage: Eukaryota; Viridiplantae; Streptophyta; Magnoliopsida; Fagales; Betulaceae.